Messenger RNA from Choloepus didactylus (southern two-toed sloth), 5622 nucleotides. RefSeq lists its product as uncharacterized. The coding region runs from base 2115 to 3017 and encodes 300 amino acids. The record is from RefSeq and is a predicted model, not a curated record. The transcript has 2 exons. NCBI's taxonomy places the organism in Eukaryota, Metazoa, Chordata, Mammalia, Pilosa, Megalonychidae.
UGGGUGGGGUCACAUGUCCAUGGAAAUAAUAUAGUGAAAAGGUCCCACCCACAAUGGGUCUGCCCCCACAAGAGUGGAUUAAAAGAGUGUGGCUUUUCUGGGGUACGUAACAGCUUCAAACCGACACACACGUGCCCGCACACACUCUCACCCAUGGAAUUUAACAGACUCUGCCCUGUGGGUGCCUGAGCCACGGGGCGGCUGUGGGCUGGGGUCGGGCUGUGCCCUGGGCGGGUGCCGUAGUUGGACUGCGCUCCCCAGGGGGAUCCGUUCAAACCCCAAUCCUCGUUACCUAUGAACAUGGCCUAUUUGGAAACGGGGUCUGUGCGGAUGGUUGCAAGUGAAGAGGGGCUGUGCUGGGUGGCCCCAACCCCGACGGCCAUCCCAGGAGAAGGGGGAAUUGACACGGGCCCAGGGAGAAGGUGGGAGACGAGGCGGUGGUGACGCGGUGCUGCCACAGCCGGGACGCAGGGGUGGCCGGGAGCCUUAGGAGUGGAAAGAGAUGGGGGGGCCCCCUUGGAACUUCCAGGGGGCACGGCUCUGCCCACCCCAUCUCGGACCUGGGCCUCUGUAACCCAGAGACGAUGGAUUCUGUCGUGCUGAGCCCGUUUGUGGGGCUGGGACGGGGUCGGACCUGAGGCUGCACCCCUGGGACCCUACGUGACCUUUUUUGGCCCGUGACCCCUGAGCCUCAGCUCCUUCCCUGUAAACGGGGGCGGUGAGGCCCCCGCCAGCUUGCUGGCACGAUUGGAAACAACCCCAGGCAGCGUGCGGCUGGGACGGAGAAGUGCCCUGCCCCGAGGCCCGGCUGCAGCGGGACGGAGCCGGGGGUCACGUCGCUGCUGUUCUCUGAUCAGGAGGCCUUCCGGGCCGUGAGCGUCCUCCUGCAGGAUGUUCCCGCAGCGCAGACGCCGACGAGGAAGCAGGCCGGUGUCCCUCCCUCCGUCAGCAGGAGGCCCCCAGCCGCGCGGGGUUUGGACAGGGGCGGCUCUGCCCUCUCGCUGCCGUCCCACAGCGGACACCCCAGGACCGGCUGCCAGGUGGUGACGUGACACCCGGUCCUCCUGUCCCCCGUCCGCCCAUCUUCCUGUCCUUCUGUCCUGUCCUGCCGCACACAGGCAGGUCUGCUCUCCGCCAGCGCACACGGCUCUGCCCUUGUCUGACCCUGAGGACCCAGAACCCCAGGUCAGGGGGCAACACCGAGACCCCCUCGCAGGCCAUGCAGGGGCAGCACCGCCCCCCCGGCUUCCUCUUCUGCUGUCCGCUAGGAUGAGGCCCCAUUUAUGGGGCGUCUCUGGUUCCUGGGGAGGCCGAGAUGUCAUGCCCUUCCCGAGGAUGGCCUUCCCCGUUGAGGGGUGCAUCUCCGCUGCCUCCAGAACAUUCUUUCUGCUGUGAUCGUCCCCACCCCCCCCCACCUCCCUACCAGUCCGCAAGCCGCCGGGACGAGCUCUGUCCUCUCCCCCGAUGCGAGCAGCCAAGGCUCUGGGGGUGCAGGUUCCUGGGCCUGGCUGUCCCCCGGGGUGGGUGACACUGCUCUGGGGGGCCCUGUGGGGUCUGCCCCGGGUGCUGGCCGGCACGGGGAGGCUGAGGGUGAGUGCAGAGGUGCCCCUCCUGGCUGCUUCUGUCCCAGGGCACCCCUCGGGGACCCCCAGGAGGGAGGCAUCGCUGUUGGGACGUCCCUGGGGCCAGGUCGGCGUUAGGAGUUCGUCGUGCAGGGUGGGAGCCGAGGGCAAGACAGCCUGGCGCAGGCAGCCCUCGCCGCUCCGGCAGUGACGUCCUGAAGUGGCUGCGGAUGCCGCCUCGGCGCCCUCAGGCAUCGCUGCUGGGGAAAGGAGGCCCCUGCGGGACGCGGUCCCAUUUCACCGAGCGGCCGGUGCACCACCGGGCUCUAAGUGCGUUUUGAUCAAAGGCCCCUCGUUUGUACACUUUGUCGAUUGGUUCCCACUGAGCACACGGCCCGGGCCCGGACAGAGCUUCCGGGACGCCUGUGUUCCCCGAGAGGAUGUCCCGGGCGUCCCGGGCUCAGGAACGCCGGAGAGCGCGGCGCUGUGCGCUGGGGGCCGUCUCGACAGCAGAUCACCACAGAACACCCCGCACUGUGCAGCGCGGCACUGAUGACCGGGGGGUCACGGACAAAGGUCAGUGCAGACGAGGUUGCAGACAGCAUCAAGGGUGACAAGCAGGGCGGAGUUGGUUCCCAGGGUGCCGGGGUGCCUGUGCUUUCCCGCCCCCCGACCUUCGGGCAGGGUCCAGCUGGUUCCCCUCCUCUGAGCUCUCCCCGAGGUGUGCCCCGGCCUCCCUCCCAGCCCUGGCCGUCGGGGUUACGGUCACUGCAGCCGUCAUGCCGUCCUCACCCUGCAUGGAGCUGGACGCCCUGUGCCCCCAGCCCCUCCUCCAGGGCUGCCGGUCUCUUCCAGGACGUGAUGGGGGAGUGUGGGUGCUGGGCCACGUGGCCGCCCUGUCCUGGGGGAGCCCCAGAGGGACGGCAGCGUGCAGUGUCUAGAGGGGCCUAUCCCCAGGGGUCGCUGCUUGGUGGGUUCAGAUAUCCCAUCCAGGCAGGAGGCGGCUGGGGGUGCGGGAACAAGGCCAGGCUUUUGCUUUGUGUAACUGUGUCCCUGACAAAGGGACGCACGGCCUCUCCAGCUGAGUGCUUUGCCAGACAGCGGUGCCUGAGAACAGCCAGGGUGGGCAGCGUGGUGGCCACAGGGGGCCGUUGUCCGGGCACCCCGCCAGGUCUCCCACUGACUCCACGGACAAGUGCACUGACGCAUCCCGGGCCUUGCAUCUCCCGUCCACUCACAUGGCCUGUGGCCGGGCUGGAUGCUUCUCUGGAGCACCCACUUCUUCCAAGGCUGGAGGUGGGGGGCUGCCACCUCAGGCCUGGGGCUGCAGGGGAGCAUUGUGGGCCGGGAGCAGGGUGUCUCCGGCACGCCCCAGACCCAGGCUCCCUCUGCAGCCAGGAGGUGGCCAGUCCCUGGAGCUUGGGACAUGCCCAGGCCUGGCCAGCAGACCCCUAGGGACGGGCUGUGACCCCCAUUGCCACCGAUCACUGUGGCAGCCCCUUCCUGGUCACUGGAGCCCUGAGCGCCUCUUACAGGAGUGUGGGGCUGUGCCUCCCCACCCACCCAGUGCAGGGCUGGGCCCCUCGGCGUCGACUUUGCCCCAAUCCUGGGCCUCCCUGGGAUGUCCCCAUACACCUCCCGCCCGGGUUCUCUGCCGCCCUGAGGACGCUCCGCUGGGCAGUGACUGGGCUCAGGGCCCCCACAGGGUUCCUCACCUGUGUCCCCACAGCCGCUGCAGCCUCGUGGGGAGUGACGAGGGUGUCAAGUCCCCCCCUGGGCUCGCGUGUGCCCCCACUCCUGGGCCAGGCCCUUGCCCAAGCGCCGGCUGACCGCUGAGGUUCCACUGGCCUUAAGUGCCCACCCACCCCUGGCCUCCCGGGGCCCCGAGCGGGGUGGGCGACCUGCCGUCCCGGUCCGCCCCCUCCCCCUGGGCCAGCGGGGAGGUGUGGGGGUGGCCGUUUGGGGUCCACUUAGGGCUCCCAGCGAGCACCGGGCCCGUGUUUUAUCAGAUGGAGCUGGAAAAAGAUUGGGUUCUUAGUCCACAUGAGGUGUCCCGGAUGCCGUUUCUUUUCGUUUAAUUAUCCCUGCCAUCAUUAUUUGUGUUCAUUUCUUCAAGUCCACUGCUGCUGUGAAGAGUGUCGUGAAAUCACCUCCGUGUUUCUAAACAGAGGCUCUUAGCCUUCUGCCUUUUGAUCUUUCAGUUUAGACAUUAUUUAUGGACUGUUUUUAUGGAAGAUGAGCGUUUUGCCAUCCUAGCCCCCAGCCCCCCUCCACACGUACACCCAAAUGUGAUUUUCAGUUAAAUCAAGAGUGGGUGUUGAUAGCUGCAGCUCGGUCUGUAGACGCUCGCGAGUACGUUUUAUUUGUGCUCAGCUCCUCCAUCUCCGCACGGUCGCUGUUCGCCUCGUUUGCCGUCUGCUUCCUCUGGGUCCUCCACGCUCGCUCACCCUGACCUCCUGGGGGACCAGACUCUCCCCUCCCUGCCCUGGGACCCCCAGGGACCCGCGCCGCUCUCUCUCACCGCGCUUCCUCCCUCGGAGCUUCCUGUGGCAGCAGCGACAGCCAGUGUGGGAGGCGCUGCCCCCUGCCCAUCUCCCCUGCCCUCUGCCCCGGCCGGUGGCUGGCUGGGUGGGUGGCCCUGGUCAUCCCCCCCCAGACCUCGCUGUUGGAUCCCGGCCAGCUGCCUUCCCCGGAAGCUGUGCUCUGCGGGGGAGAGGGUGGCCUGAGGGUGCUGGGCCAACGGGACCCCUGUCCCUGGCCAGGUCUGCCCUGGGUGGCCCUCAGGGGGCACGUUGUCACAGAGCUGACGCCUGGGGCAGUGUCUGCUCCUACAGGGUCCCUCUCACCCACCCCUGGGAGACGCCCCAUGCUGGACAUCAGGCACCAGGUGGGUGGGGGCUCCGGGCUCUGUCCUGCAUGCAGGAGCUGAGGGUCGUGGCUCUGUGAGGGUGUCAGUGCACCACGAGGUGCCCCCAAUGCUCCCACACUGGGGACCCCUGAGUGUGAGCCCAGGCUAUACGCACAGUCAGGAGCAGCCUGGAAGGACCCACAGCUGCAGGGCAUUCCUGGUGUCAGCCAUACCAGCAUCUGAGCAUCAGGGCAAAUCCUACAACUGGGGUACUCGAGCCCUGGGGCCCACAGGCCAUUGAUCAGCAGUCGGGGGGCUGCGGCGGGGGACGGGGUGGUACUGGGAGUGUUAAGGAGGCACAGGGGCAUGCAAGGGCAGGCUGUGGACACCAGGGGCAGGGGACACCGAGAGCAGGGGCUCGCAGAGCUGGUGGGGACCAGUGGCUGCAGGGAGGGUCCUUGGGCACAAUGAGCCCUGGCCUGGGGGUGAGGGUCAGCAGCUGCGGGCGGGCGCACUGCCCGGCUCCCCGACCCACCACAGUAACCCCGUCUCUGCUUUCUCCGAGGUCCCUGGCAAUGAGGGCACCCUGCUCUCCCGAGUGUCACCCCCUUGGGAGCACCUGGCCACGACCCCAGCCCAGUGGGGAUCAGGCAUCCCUCCAGCCGGCUGCUCGUGGACCCAGGCCCAGCCCGCGGCAUCGGCGAGUCCUGGAGAGGAGCAGGUGCCUGGCACUGACCCGAGAAGCGCGACAUCUUGGCUGAAAGUCUCUUCUGGACGUGACACUGCGGGAGCCCCCACGCGCUCGCUGCUCGCUGUGGGCUGGGGGCGUCCUUGGGGGGAGUGGGGCCUGGGACCCCCAGCUUGGCGUGGGCUGCCCCGCGGGUUUCAGGAAACCAAAUUGCACGUUCGGUAUUCCCCCUUCCCCAGCUGUUGGGCGAGGGGUCCCUGUGCCCUCUAGACUGGGGGGCCCAGCCCAUCACCCUCACCCGCAUCCGUCUCAGAGUACAGGUCCCCGGGGUGCCCAGCACCCAGCCUGCAGGGCGGCCCCGUCCCCCGAGAGCUGCCGAGAGUCCUGGGACCGCGAGGAGGGGCCGUGAUCCCCUGUCCCCCUGUCGUCACCUUAAAGACCAAAAAGAAACAAAGAAAGAGAAAGAAAAUUUGUCUUCUCUUUCUUUCUUCAAGCAUAAAACAGAAUAAAAAGAAGCCAAUGAA